ACACGGCCUCAUUCCCACGUGUGUACGAAACAAAGAGGGUGGAGAGAUUUUAUUGUGUGUCAAAAUCCCGUUAAAUGGGACAUUUCUAGCGAAUGUGUCUUUGGAGAUAGCACAAAAUAGAAGCUGCAUGGCAGGGUUCAAACUUGGGAUUGUUAGACUUGGUCAAGCGGCAGGAAAGAUAAAGUAUGCUUUGUUAGAUGAAAGAGACAUAUCACUGGUGCAGGACUAUGCUUUUGAGGCACGGACCCAAAUUGACCAGGAUGGAACCGGGGCCAGAGUUUAUGCUUACGCAUAUAAAAUACAUACAGGUAGACACACAGGGCAGCAUUUACACGAGAUAAUAUGGGAGAGGCAUAGUGGUGGAAUCGCCCCAGGAUGGAAAGUUAUACACAAAAACAACAUUACUGUUGACAAUCGUUUAGAAAACCUGUGUUUAGUACCGGAACAUUUUAAACAAGUGACUUGUCCGGAAGCGGAGCUGUCCAGUAAAUACAGUAAAGAUCAGAGCCUCUACUGGAUAGCUGUACAGCAGUUGCACAAUAUAGAUCCCUUACAUCAGCAUAUACAAGAGUCAGUGUUUACACGGCUGUUGGAUCGAGAUGGUGACCCCGUCAGCGAAGAAGUUGCAAUAUCCGAGUCUGGUUGUGUGCUAUUUUACGAGUGCCAUUACCCACCUUGUACCAACAUGGAGAAACAUGUCAGGGAGUACAGUAUAUGUGGUAGAUGCCAAACUGUAAGAUACUGUGGUGUCGGCUGCCAACAGAAGGACUGGCCUGUACACAAACAGUUAUGCAGGGAGAGAAUUCGACCUGAGAUUAUGGAAUAUCCUGACAGAUAAGACAGAGUUACUCCCCUUUAGUACUCUUUGUGUUCAUCAUGCAUUUAGCUUACACAGAUCUUGUUAUUUUACAUCAAACAUCUACUGACUCAGAUUAGAUAGGAUCCAGUCAUUUUUUUUCCAUCACAUAUUUCAUUAGUUUCACAAGUUUAACUUGCAUUUUUUUAUUCAUUUACUUAUUUUUGAAUUGCUGAUAUUGUCAUUUAGCAAAUAUAAUUCAUAAAAAAGAUUUUUUGUCAUAUUGUGAAUAAUCAAAAUUUAAAUUCUCUGUUUGAUGUAAUGCUUUAUGCAUUUUUUUAAGCAAUAAGAGUAUAAUUGAAAAGGCUUUAAAGAUAAGAGUUACUUUAGUUUUAUUUUACUUUAGACAAAUAUUUGUCUCGCGAUUUUACUGCUUACCAAUCAGAUUUUUAAAAAUAUAUUUUGAAGAUACACAUGUACAUUGUAGAUCAGUAAGUCAUCAAAUGUAUUCUCAAUAACUGAUCCUAUUUUCACGAUGAAUUUGGUUAUUAAAUAAUUUUCCUCUUCUAUAAUGUAUAUAUUAUUGUUAUUUUUUGUAACAAGUUAAGCAAUACUUCUAUAUCGAGAAAGAUUUUUCAUUACAGAUUCAA
Messenger RNA from Ruditapes philippinarum (Manila clam), 1446 nucleotides. RefSeq names its product zinc finger MYND domain-containing protein 19-like. The transcript is spliced from 6 exons. The record is from RefSeq and is a predicted model, not a curated record. The coding region runs from base 128 to 838 and encodes 236 amino acids. NCBI's taxonomy places the organism in Eukaryota, Metazoa, Mollusca, Bivalvia, Venerida, Veneridae.